UCUUACCUCUCAGCACGAGACCAUGAGUACCGAUGGCGAGAUGGCGAUCUUCGGGCCGGCCGCCCAGUACCUCCGCAAAUCCGAGCGGGAGAGGAUAGAGGCGCAGUCCCUCCCCUUUGACAGCAAAACGGCUUGCUUUGUCUGUGAGGACAAGGAGUUGUACGUCAAGGCCACCGUGCAGGACAAGGCGGACGACAAAGUCACCGUCAAGACGGAGGACGACAAAACGUUGAUUGUGAAGGAGGACCAAGUUUUUCCCAUGAACCCGCCAAAGUUUGACAAAAUCGAGGACAUGGUCAUGAUGACGCACCUUCACGAGCCCGCCGUUCUCUUCAACCUGAAGGAGCGCUAUGCUGCCUGGAUGAUCUAUACGUACUCUGGUCUCUUCUGCGUAACGGUCAAUCCCUACAAAUGGUUGCCGGUCUACAACCCUGAGGUGGUCCAGGCCUACCGAGGCAAGAAAAGGAUGGAGGUUCCUCCUCACAUCUUUGCGCUGUCAGAUAACGCCUACCAGUUGAUGCUGACGGAUCGUGUGAAUCAGUCCAUCCUCAUCACUGGAGAGUCUGGUGCAGGAAAGACAGUCAACACCAAGCGGGUCAUUCAGUACUUUGCUACCAUUGCCGUGUCCGCAGACAAGAAGAAAGAGAACAACAGUAAAAUGAAGGGAACGCUGGAGGACCAGAUCAUCCAGGCCAACCCUCUGCUGGAAGCUUUUGGGAAUGCCAAAACCGUGAGGAAUGACAACUCUUCUCGCUUUGGUAAAUUUAUACGCAUUCACUUUGGCGCCACCGGCAAACUGGCGUCUGCGGAUAUCGAAACAUAUCUGCUGGAGAAGUCCAGAGUGUCCUUCCAGUUGGCAGCCGAGAGAAGCUAUCACAUCUUCUAUCAACUAACAUGCAACAAGAAGCCAGAACUCAUCGACCUGCUCCUCAUCAGCACCAACCCCUACGACUUCGCCUUCAUCAGCCAGGGCGAGAUCUGCGUCAAAAGCAUUGACGACGCAGAGGAGCUAAUGGCGACUGACGAGUCCUUCGACAUUUUGGGCUUCACUUUGGAAGAAAAGAUGUCCGUCUACAAGCUGACUGGUGCAGUGAUGCAUUAUGGGAACAUGAAGUUCAAGCAGAAACAGCGAGAAGAGCAGGCGGAGCCAGACGGCACUGAAGAGGCUGACAAAGCAGCUUAUCUGAUGGGUCUUAACUCUGCUGACCUGCUGAAGAACCUCUGCUACCCCCGCGUGAAGGUGGGCAACGAGUACGUCACCAAAGGACAAAAUGUGCAACAGGUGUACAACGCCAUUGGAGCUCUGGCUAAAUCCGUGUAUGAAAAGAUGUUUUUGUGGAUGGUGCAGCGCAUUAACCAGCAGCUGGACACCAAGCAGCCCAGGCAGCACUUCAUUGGCGUUCUCGACAUUGCUGGCUUUGAAAUCUUUGACUUCAACAGCAUGGAGCAGUUGUGCAUCAACUUCACCAACGAGAAGCUGCAGCAGUUCUUCAACCACCACAUGUUUGUGCUGGAGCAAGAAGAGUACAAGAAGGAAGGAAUUGACUGGGAGUUCAUUGACUUUGGCAUGGACUUGGCAGCCUGCAUCGAGCUCAUUGAGAAGCCAAUGGGCAUCUUUUCCAUCCUGGAGGAGGAGUGCAUGUUUCCAAAAUCAACUGACACCUCCUUCAAGAACAAACUUUAUGACCAACAUCUGGGCAAGAACAGCUGCUUCUUGAAGCCCAAAGUGGUCAAGGGCAAGCCUGAGGCUCACUUCUCUCUGAUGCACUACGCCGGCAUGGUGGACUACAAUAUCAGCGGCUGGCUGGAGAAAAACAAGGAUCCCUUGAACGAUUCUGUGGUGCAACUGUACCAGAAGUCAUCAGUCAAAAUCCUUUCAAUAAUUUACGUCAGCUUCUCUGCCUCCGACGAUGCACCUGCUGGAGGAGCCAAGAAAGGGUCGAAGAAGAAGGGAGCAUCUUUUCAAACAGUAUCAGCAUUGUUCAGGGAAAACCUCGGGAAGCUCAUGACCAACCUGAGGACCACUCAUCCACACUUUGUCAGAUGCCUCAUUCCAAAUGAGACAAAAACUCCAGGCAUUAUGGAAAACCACCUGGUCAUCCACCAGCUGCGCUGCAACGGUGUGCUUGAAGGCAUCCGCAUCUGCAGGAAAGGAUUUCCCAGCAGGAUUCUGUAUGGAGACUUCAAACAGAGAUACAGGAUUUUAAAUGCGAGCGCAGUUCCAGAAGGACAGUUCAUGGACAACAAGAAGGCUGCAGAAAAACUUCUGGGCUCUAUCGAUGUGGACCACACACAGUACAAGUUUGGACACACUAAGGUGUUUUUUAAAGCCGGCCUGCUGGGUGCUCUGGAGGAAAUGAGAGAUGAGCGCUUGGCUCAGGUUGUGAUGUCCACUCAGGCGCUGUGUCGAGGGUACCUGAUCCGGCUGGAAUACCAGAAGAUGAUGGCCAGGAAGGAAGCCAUCUACACCAUCCAGUACAACUUCCGUUCCUUUAUGAACGUCAAACAUUGGCCGUGGAUGAAGCUGUACUUUAAGCUUAAACCUCUGCUGAAGAGCGCUGAGGCUGAGAAGGAAAUGGUCCAAAUGAAGGUGGACCACACAAAGCUCAAAGAAGAUUUGGCCAAGUCAGAAAACCGGCGGAGAGAAAUGGAGGAGAAAAUGGUCUCCGUUGUACAGGAGAGGAACGACCUUCUCCUCCAAGUCCAGGCGGAGGCAGACAACCUGCUGGAUGCUGAGGAGCGAUCUGAGGGACUAAUCAAGAGCAAGAUCCAACUAGAGGCCAAGUUAAACGAAGUAAUGGAGAGACUGGAGGAUGAAGAGGAGUUGAAUGCCGAGCUGACGGCCAAGAAGCGAAAGCUGGAAGAUGAGUCCUCAGAGCUAAAGAGGGACAUUGAUGACCUAGAACUGACCUUGGCCAAAGUUGAAAAAGAGAAGCACGCCCUGGAAAAUAAGGUGAAAAACCUGACGGACGAGAUCAUGAGUCAGGAUGACAGCAUCAGCAAACUGUCCAAAGAGAAGAAGGCUCUACAGGAAGCCCAUCAGCAGACCUUGGAUGACCUGCAGUCCGAGGAGGAGAAGGUCAACAUCCUCAGCAAGGCCAAAGCUAAACUGGAGCAGCAGGUUGACGAGCUGGAGGGUUCGCUAGAGCACGAGAAGAAGAUCCGGAUGGAACAGGAGAGAGCUAAGAGAAAGCUGGAAGGUGAUCUGAAACUUUCCCUUGAGUCCAUCAUGGAUCUGGAAAAUGAGAAACAGCAGCUGGACGAGAAGCUUAAAAAGAAAGACUUUGAGGCCUCGCAGCUGCAGACCAAAGUUGAGGAUGAACAAGCUCUCAGUUCACAGCUCCAGAAGAAAAUCAAAGAGAUCCAAGCCCGAACUGAAGAACUAGAGGAGGAAAUGGAGGCUGAGCGUGCCGCUCGAGCCAAAGUAGAGAAGCAGAGGUCGGAUUUGUCUCGAGAGCUGGAGGACAUCACAGAGAGGCUGGAGGAGGCGGGAGCUUCUACUGCAGCUCAGGUUGAGUUGACCAAGAAGCAGGAGGCCGAGUUCCUCAAACUGCGCAGAGAGCUGGAGGAGCGUUCACUGCAGCACGAGGCCACGUCUGCCGCCCUGCGCAAGAAGCACGCCGACAGUGUGGCUGAGCUGGGGGAGCAGCUGGACAACGUCCAGAGGGUCCGGCAGAAACUGGACAAGGAGAAGAGUGAGCUUAGGCUGGAGAUGGACGACCUGUCCGGCAAUUUGGAAUGUGUUGCAAAAGCCAAAAUUCAUUCAGAGAAGAUGUGCCGCUCCCUAGAAGAUCAGCUGAGUGAAGUUAAAGCCAAAGAGGACGAGCAGCAGAGAUUAAUAAACGACCUUUCUAGCCAAAACACUCGGCUGCAGACCGAAAAUGUUGAAAUAUCUCGCCAGCUGGAGGAGAAAGACGCUCUCCUCUCUCAGCUCACUCGGGGAAAACAAGGCUUCCUACAGCAGAUCGAGGAGCUUAAAAGGUUUCACGAGGAGGAGGUCAAGGCAAAAAGCGUGCUGGCCCACGGCUUGCAAUCCAGCCAACAUGACUGUGAGCUGCUGAGAGAACAGUAUGAGGAGGAGCAGGAGGCCAAAGCCGAGCUCCAUCGCUGCCUUUCCAAGGCCAACAGCGACGUGGCUCAGUGGAGAACUAAAUACGAGACGGAUGCCAUCCAGCGUAACGAGGAGCUGGAGGAAGCCAAGAAAAAGCUGGCUCUGCGUUUGCAGGAAGCAGAAGAAGCUGUGGAAGCGGUCAACUCCAAGUGCUCGUCUCUGGAGAAGACAAAGCAGAGGCUGCAGGGAGAGGUGGAGGACUUAAUGAUGGAGGUCGAGAGGUCCAACGCCGCUGCCGCCACUUUGGACAAGAGGCAGAGAAAUUUUGAUAAGGUUAUAGCUGAGUGGAAGCAGAAGUAUGAAGAGGGUCAGGUAGAGCUGGAGUCAGCUCUUAAAGAAGGCAGGUCUUUGGGCACUGAGAACUUCAAGAUGAAGAAUGCCUUCGAAGAAUGUCUGGAACAACUGGAGACGCUCAAGCGGGAAAAUAAGAACUUACACCAGGAGAUUGUGGAUCUCAGUGAGCAGCUAGGAGAAAUGGGAAAAAACAUCCAUGAGUUGGAGAAAUCCAAGAAGCUGGCUGAGCAGGAAAAGUUGGAGGCCCAGACGUCUCUAGAGGAAGCUGAGGCCUCUCUAGAACAUGAGGAGUCCAAGAUCCUGCGAGUCCAGCUGGAGCUCAACCAGGUCAAGAGUGAAGUGGACAAGAAGAUAGCUGAAAAGGAUGAAGAGCUCGAGCAAAUGAAGAGAAACAGCCAGCGGGUCAUUGACACCAUCCAAAGCAACCUGGAUGCCGAGGUGAGGAGCAGGAAUGAUGCGCUGAGAGUCAAGAAGAAGAUGGAGGGAGACCUGAACGAAAUGGAGAUGCAGCUAAGCCAUGCCAACAGACAGGCGGGCGAGGCCCAGAAACAGCUGAGGAAUGUUCAAGUUCAACUGAAGGAGGUCCAGAUCCAUCUCGCCGAUGUGCUGAGCAGCAACGACGACAUGAAGGAGCAGGUCGCCAUGGCCGAGCGCAGGAGCAACCUACUACAGGCGGAAAUGGAGGAAGUGAGAGCCGCUCUUGAACAAACGGAGAGGAGUCGCAAAUUGGCCGAGCAGGAGCUGCUGGACGCCUGCGAGAGGGUUCAGCUUCUCCACUCGCAGAAUACCAGUUUGCUCAACAGUCGCAAGAAGUUGGAGGCAGACUUGUCUCAGAUUCAAGGAGAGGUGGAAGACAGCGUCCAAACAGCCAGGAACGCAGAGGAGAAAGCCAAGAAGGCGAUCACUGACGCCGCCAUGAUGGUUGAGGAACUGAAGAAGGAGCAGGACACCAGCGCUCACCUGGAGAGGAUGAAGAAGAACCUGGAGACCACCGUCAAGGACCUACAGCAGCGUCUGAAUGAGGCAGAGAGCCUCGCCAUGAAGGGCGGCAAGAAGCAGCUCCAAAAACUAGAAGCGAGGGUGCGGGAGCUGGAAAACGAGCUGGAGACGGAGCAAAGACACGGUUCUGAUGCCGUCAAAGGGUCGCGCAAGCUCGAGCGCAAGAUUAAGGAACUGACUUAUCAGUCAGACGAGGACAAGAAGACGGCCAUGAGGCUGCAGGAGCUGGUGGACAAACUCCAGUUGAAGGUGAAAGUGUACAAGCGGCAAGCCGAAGAAGCUGAAGAGCAGGCCAACGUGCACCUGACCAAACUGAGGAAGGUGCAACACGAGCUGGAAGAGGCCGAGGAACGAGCAGACAUCGCCGAGUCUCAGGUCAACAAGAUGAAAGUCAAGAAUCGCGACAUGGCCAAGCACAACAAAGACAGCAAGGAGUAGUCGUCCCUGGCGGCCUUUUGUGAGGACAACGUCUGCUGAGAACCAUAGGAGUUUGCCACGUGCUCCAAAAACCGACACACUCGCAAACAAUUAUGGGUUAUUGGUUUUCAGUGAAUUGUCAGGAUUAGGGUUGGAACAGUUCACAAAAUUCACAGUUUGGAUUUUGUUAUGGUUUUGUGACAUGGGUUUUAGUUGGGGUUCAAUGCACAUUUAUGUUUUUAAUACCCUAGAAUAUCAUAUAUCUCAAUAAUCCACAAUUAACCUUUAUCUAUUGUGAUUCUUACGAAGAUAUAAAUACAACUUAAAAAUGGCACCUAAAGUUCUGACCCUUGCAAUAAAUGCAAAAGUCCAUACAUUUAUUGAUACAUCAGUGAUUCUCUGUAGUAAUGCAUGAUUGCAUGAUUGUCCAGUUUUGCCUGAAAGGGAGUGGGAAGAAGAUCAUUUAUUUAAUCCCACCCCUAGUUCUCCAUUCAGUGAUUAUUCACAUGAGUUUCACUGUUACUUUGUUCAAGGAUUAUAAUACAGAUGUUGUAUCAUAGUGGCAUUACCACAGGUAACAAUAAUUAUUACACUGUAACAAUAAUUUGUAUCAACAAUGUAGCAAUAAUGAAUAUACCAACAAUAGUAAUAGACAAAAUGCAAACAAUGGUAAUAGACAACAUAGCAAUAAUGGUAAUAGACAACAUAGCAAUAAUGGUAAGGAAACAUUGAGAACAUGUUAACACUUUGAGACAGAGUACAACAGCAGGUCAAAUUAAAGACCCUCAUCUCUAUAUUUGAACCAGACCCAGGUUUGUAUAAUAGUUUAAAUCGAUUAAUAGUUUGGCAUUGCUUGUGUUGUAAGUCCAGUUUGUUCCAUAGUUUUACUCCGCAUACAGACACACAAAAACGUUUACGAGUGGUUUGAGCUCUCGGCAAUAAGAAAUAUCCAAAACCUCUCAAGUUAUGAGCCUGCACUCGUCUUAUAAAAAAACGUUGUAGAUUAGGCGGCAAUAAUUUGUUAAAUUCUUUAUAUAAGGUUAUUAAUGUAUUAUAUUUAACAAGGUCAUUACAUUUGAGCAACUUUGAUUACAUAAACAGAUUAUGAGUAUGUUUUUAAAUAACCAACGUUGUGAAUGAUCCGCACUGCUCUUUUCUGUAAUAUGAUCAGAGGAUGAAUUGUGUUGUGGUAAGUAUUCACCCAUACUUCAACACAGUAUGUAAGGUAUGGGAGUACCAAGGUGCAGUAUAGAGUACGGAGUGCAUUUUCAUUGAGGUAUAGUUUUUGCUUUGUUUAUAAUUGAGAGGCUUUUGGAGAUUUUUGUUUUAAUGUGUCUGACAUGAGGUUUUCAUGAUAGUUUACUAUCAAUUAUUACUCCCAAAAAUGUAUUCUCAUUUACGAUUUCAAUUUGGGUACCAUCAAUACUUAUUUUCUGUUCAGAUAUUAUGUUGCGAUUUCCAAACAUCACUAUCUUAGUUUUAUUUAUAUUCAAAGAUAAUUUAUUUGUGUCCAUCCAUUUUUUUUACUAUGUUUAGUUCUGUGUUUACUGUAUUUAUGAGCUCAUUAUAGUCAUCACUACUGUAGAAUAUAUUUGUGUCGUCUGCAAAUAGUAUACAUUUCAGUACUUUGGAUGUAUUAAACAUAUCAUUAAUAUAUACAUUAAACGGUUUUGGCCCCAACACGGACCCUUGGGGGACACCACAAGCAAUGCCAAGAGUAUCAGAUAAAAAUUGACCCAUUUCACUCAAACACAGUGUCACUGUUCAAACUGUGUGUGAUGUUACAGUUGCCAAAAAUAAAAAAUAUAUUUGUUAUGAAAAAUAUCUGCCU
This is a messenger RNA of Nerophis lumbriciformis (worm pipefish), 7652 nucleotides long. Its product is annotated as myosin-4-like. The record is from RefSeq and is a predicted model, not a curated record. NCBI's taxonomy places the organism in Eukaryota, Metazoa, Chordata, Actinopteri, Syngnathiformes, Syngnathidae. Gene Ontology annotation, cellular component: cytoplasm; myosin II complex; myosin filament. Gene Ontology annotation, molecular function: actin filament binding; microfilament motor activity; ATP binding.